Molecule: messenger RNA, 1600 nt
Organism: Vicia villosa (hairy vetch)
Lineage: Eukaryota; Viridiplantae; Streptophyta; Magnoliopsida; Fabales; Fabaceae
Exons: 9
Coding region: 110-1042 (310 amino acids)
Source: RefSeq, a predicted model, not a curated record
AGGGGGAGAUGCUUUUCUUUGCCUCAUUUAAAUUCCCUCGUUUUUAAUUAACGAGAAUAUAUCAUAGAUCUGCAGCUCACUUUUUUCUUUCUUUCUUCCCAGAACAAUAAUGGUUGCGAAUUCUACUUCCGAUCUUUCAGGAACCUCGAAUAAUGAGAAGCAGAAUUGGGCCACAUCCCCUUCCACUGUUUUCAAUCACUUCGCCACAAGUGGACUUUCCGUCGCUAUCGCAACAUCAAUUACUCAUCCUCUAGAUGUAAUGAAAGUGAGGCUACAAAUGCAACUUGUUGGCCAGAAAGGUCCUUUAAGCGGAAUGGGACAAUUGCUUUUAAGUGUGGUGAAAAACGAAGGACCUAAGUCUUUGUAUCUGGGUUUGACGCCUGCUUUAACAAGGUCAGUAGUUUAUGGAGGACUACGCUUGGGUUUAUAUGAACCCUCUAAGAAUGCAUGUGAUCAUGCUUUUGGAUCCUCCAAUGUUUUAGUUAAAAUUGCUUCGGGAAUGUUUGCUGGUGCUUUUGCAACUGGACUGACAAAUCCAAUGGAAGUUCUCAAGGUGCGUUUGCAAAUGAGUUCAGAGAUGGGAAAGAGUGGUCCGAUUUUGGAGCUUCGGAGGACUGUAUCUGAAGAGGGAAUCAAAGCUCUGUGGAAGGGGGUGGGUCCUGCCAUGGCCAGAGCCGCUGCCUUGACUGCAUCCCAGUUGGCUACCUAUGAUGAAACCAAGCAGAUUCUAGUCAAGUGGACAUCUCUCAGAGAAGGAUUUCAGCUGCAUCUAAUCUCAAGCACAGUUGCAGGAAUACUGAGCACCCUAAUAACUGCACCCGUGGAUAUGGUUAAAACUCGUCUCAUGUUGCAACGACAAUCCAAGGGUGGUAGAAUAUAUAAAAAUGGAUUUAACUGUGCAUACCAGGUCCUGCUUACGGAGGGUCCAAGGGCGCUAUACAAAGGGGGCUUCGCAAUAUUUGCAAGAUUAGGACCACAAACCACAAUUACAUUCAUAUUAUGCGAGGAGCUAAGGAAAUAUGCUGGGUUGGAAGCAAUUUAGCGACCGUAGUUUCCUCUGCUGACUUUAUUUUCUUGAAAUGCUGAAUAACUACCCUUUUUGCAAUCAAGCCCCACUUGGGGAAUUCUACAGUGGCUAUUUGAGGUUUACUAUUUUCCAGAGAACCGGAUCAUAUUUUUGACUCACGAUUAAGCAGACCCUUCUAAGAAGAGAUUCAUCUACUCGAGCAAGUGGUUAUUGUUGUACACUUGUACUCCCUUCCAUGAUACUACCAUUGUAUUAGUAUGAACAAAAGGAUGUUGAUUCUUUUUGUACUAUUGUUUUUAUAUCCAUUACUGUAUUAAUCUAAAUGGAAAAAUAACAUUGGUCAGCCUCCUGAUUGAGAAGGGACUGGGUGAUUUUUUCGUCUCUCCAAUACUGCUGCUUAGUUUCUAUUUUUUUAAAUAUCACUUUAGUUAUUGUUUUAUAUUUUUGGUUUACAAGUUAUUUAAAUUGUCAGUGAAUUUUGAUGUGGUUUAUUCAUUUAUACAUGUUUUGAUUGAGUAAAUCACUAAUGGUGUGUUUGUACAAGGCAAUUGGAAAAUUUCAAGAGACUUAGAA